Messenger RNA from Cuscuta campestris, 1470 nucleotides. The record is from the annotation of a GenBank genome assembly. Lineage: Eukaryota; Viridiplantae; Streptophyta; Magnoliopsida; Solanales; Convolvulaceae.
GGCAUUGAAGGAAUACAAGUAAAACCCUAGUUUACAUUAUCUCUCUCUUGGAGUCCGAGGACGCUCGAAGAUCCUCCCCAACCGAUACGUGGGACGUAUCAUUGGUGCUCUCGUUGACGUUGUUCGCCACUGCCGAUCGUACGUCUCUGCCCUACCAUGCCGUCCGUCCCUUCCCAGGAGGAAACCCUAGCCGCCAUGCAUGGCCAGAUCCAAAACCUCAAGGGUGAUUUGGAUGCCAACGUCAAGCUACUGCAGGAGUCUCUCGGCCAGUUGCACAAGGAGUUGGAGGUCCGUAUUGAGCUUCAGUUUCAGCGCCUCCUCACCAUGUUACCCCCAAACCGCAAAGGCCAUGGAGACGAUGGUUUUGGUGGUCAACACAACGGCGAUCAGGGAGGGGGUUUCCGAGAUCAUCACACUCCCAAACCCAAGCUCGAGGCCCCUAUGUGUGAUGGUUCGGAGCCGCUCCGUUGGCUUUAUAAAGCCGAUGAGUACUUCAAAUUCUACAAUACACCGCAGGAGGAGCGCAGGGGGCCAGCGGCGGAUUGGUUCCGCUGGCGGAUGAAUGCCAAUUUGAUCGUCGACUACGCCGAUUUCGUGGACAAAUUCAAGCUCAGGUUUGACCCCAUGUAUUAUGCUGAUUAUUUCGGCCAGUUAGCCAACCUCCAUCAGACAGUAUCUGUUAUGGACUAUCAAACGGCCUUCGAGAAUAUUAUGCAGCACGUCACGGGUGCCUCGGAAGCUAAUCUCCUGUCUCUGUUUCAUGCGGGUCUCAAGCCCCACUUACGCCACGAAAUUGCACUGUUAAAGCCCACCACACUAUCUUCCUCCUUCGCAUUGGCUCGAGAACUCGAGGCUAAGCACACCACGUUACUCCAAUUGGUGUCGCCACGCCCACAAUCCUGGAAUUCAUCUCUGCCACCUCGAGUUUUUCCCGCACCCACUCGCCCGAGUACACAGGAGGACAAGGCUGCCACGCCUACACCAAUCGGCGAGGUUGGUGGUUCCACUCCUGUACGACGGCUACCUCGGGCCGAACGUUUGGAACGUCGGGCUAAGGGUCUGUGCUAUAAUUGUGACCAAAAGUGGUCUAAAACGCAUCGAUGCGGGCGUUUCUUGCUCUUAUGUGACGACGGCGACGAGGAGCUCCCCGAGGAUUCUGCCGCCGACGCUCCACCCAUCACGGCUGAUAUCUCCAGUUUGAACACCAUGGAUGGUGCGCCCGCCCCGCGCUUUUUUAAAACAUAAUUCCGAUAUCUCAUAACUUCCUCCAUCCGGACCUUGUUUCUAAGCUUCAACUUCCGGUUUUUAAGCACCGCCUUCCAUCCCCAAUCGGACGGUCAGACCGAGGUUGUGAACCGAAGUGUGGAAGAUUAUUUACGGGCCUUUACUCAGGAUAAACCCGCCCGCUGGUCCGUCUUGCUUCCGUGGGCAGAGUACACGUUGAACACUCGCUACCAUGAGGGUCUACGU